AUGAUAUACUCAUUCCAUCUCUUUGAUAGGCACUGUCAUUGCAUAUACUCGAGAGAAUGGUCUCACAAAGAUGAGGGUGCAGUCAAUAAAAGUAACGAAUCUGACGCUUCCAAGCUUUUGUUUGGUCUCAUAUACUCGUUAAAAAACAUUUCAACAAAACUUGGAACUCAGGCAAAUACCACUCAAUCUCAAAACUUAUUAAAGUCAUUUGCUACUCAAAAUUAUAGAAUACACUUGUAUGAAACCGCAUCUGGGUUAAGAUUUGCACUUAUCAGUGAUGUAGGAUUAGACAACCUUCAAGCGGUUUUACAUAGGAUUUACACUGAGAUAUAUUUGCGCACUGUUGUGCACAAUAGUUUAUCACCUAUUGAUUUCAGAGCAGGUGAAAAAAUCAGUAAUAGUAACUUUAUACUUGAAGUAGACAGUUUGAUUCAGGGAUUGUCUGUGUUUCAGUAA
Messenger RNA from Dujonia railenensis, 456 nucleotides. Lineage: Eukaryota; Fungi; Ascomycota; Pichiomycetes; Serinales; Debaryomycetaceae. The record is from the annotation of a GenBank genome assembly.